AUGGGAAGUGCUUGGAGGCUUUUGUUUUCUUUGUUUUGCAUUCAAAUCCUUGCAGCGAGUGUGGUUGCAAGGAAUAUAGUGAGUGUGCGGUAUGACGAGGAGGGAAAGAACUUAGCUUUUGGGAAGGGAGGGGGAUUUGGCGGUGAAGGUGGUGGUUUUGGAGGCGGUGUUGGUAGUGGUCUUGGGAGUGGUCUUGGUGGUGGCAUUGGUAAAAGUGGCAGGGUACGCGGUGGUGGAGCUGGUGGUGGCUUUGGAAAAGGACGACGCAUUCUUAAGGGGGGUGGGGGUGGGGGUGGGGGUGGGGGUCGUGGUGGAGGAAGAGCUGGUGGUGGCAAGCAUGGUGAAUUCCAUGGUGGUGUACAUGGUGGAGCUAGGGGUAGAGUUCACAGCAAUGCUGGUGGUGGACUUGGAAAAGGUGCACUACAACAGACAGUGUUAUUAAUGGCAUUUUAUUGCACUUUUGCCAUAUUCCUAUAA
Molecule: messenger RNA, 477 nt
Organism: Prunus persica (peach)
Lineage: Eukaryota; Viridiplantae; Streptophyta; Magnoliopsida; Rosales; Rosaceae
Product: glycine-rich protein 5-like
Exons: 1
Coding region: 1-477 (158 amino acids)
Source: RefSeq, a predicted model, not a curated record